Arabidopsis lyrata subsp. lyrata is the source of this 1895-nucleotide messenger RNA. Its product is annotated as phosphatidylinositol/phosphatidylcholine transfer protein SFH11. The transcript has 11 exons. The record is from RefSeq and is a predicted model, not a curated record. Bases 496 to 1626 code for a protein of 376 amino acids. NCBI's taxonomy places the organism in Eukaryota, Viridiplantae, Streptophyta, Magnoliopsida, Brassicales, Brassicaceae.
GAAACUUUGGAGAUUGUGUGCUAAAUUUGGUAACAAAACUUAAAUUUGUGAUAUUUGUGAGCAUUGUACCUUUUAAAAAUGUCUCUAUUAAUUAAAAUAUCUGAUAUAUAUAAAUUUGCUUUUUUAAAAAAUCUUAUUUUAUGUAUAGAGUUAAGAUAUGUAAAUGAAUACUUUUUUGGUUUAAUUUUUUUUUAUUUUCUCGUAUAUCAAUGAAGAUCAGUUGAUUAAAAAAAAAACUAAUUUUUAGAGAAAUGUAAAUGUAUAACCAUCCUUGAGGCCCACCUUGUUUCAAAGCAAACAGAAACGACGACGUAAAGCAAGAAUUAAUAACACAAAAAGACCGUUAUUCGCCUAACUUUUCCCGCGCGGAGAGAAACCAAUUAUUCGAUUAUCUCUCACAAGUUUUCUUUUCUUCCUCACUAGUUCAAUUCCAAUGCACCAUGUAUUUCAUAAAUUCUUCUUCUUCUUCUUCUUCUUCUUUAGAAACAGAGCCCCAUGAAUGAUCGAUCAUUGCAGAUGAUGAUGCAAGAAACAGACAGAGAUAUACACAUCUCUGAUUCUCUGCCAAAUAAUAAUGAAGAUAUGGUUGAAGCGUUUCGUAAAUUGCUUCUCCUCCAUGGCCACUUACCUUCCAAGCACGGAGAUCAUAAUACACUUCGCAGGUUUCUAAAAAUGAGAGAUUUUGAUCUGGAGAAAUCCAAAGAUGCGUUUCUCAAUUAUAUCAAGUGGCGAGUGGAUUCUAAAGUGGAUUUCAUCUCUCAGACGUUUAAGUUUGAGGAAUAUGGUGAAGUGAAGAAGCAUUACCCUCAUGGGUUUCAUAAGGUUGACAAAACUGGUAGGCCAAUUUACAUUGAGAGACUCGGGAUGGCUGACCUGACCGCGUUUCUUAAAGCAACCACCAUUGACAGAUAUGUUAAGUAUCAUAUUAAAGAACAAGAGAAAACGCUGAGAUUCAGAUAUCCAGCUUGUUCUAUUGCUGCAGACAAGCAUGUUUCGUCUACCACUACCAUUUUGGAUGUCUCUGGAAUCGGAAUGUCAAACUUCUCAAAACCUGCGAGAUCUCUCUUCAUGGAAAUUCAGAAGAUAGACAGCAACUACUACCCUGAGACUUUGCAUCGCCUCUUCGUUGUCAAUGCAAGUUCUGGAUUCCGGAUGCUGUGGCUUGCACUCAAGACCUUUCUAGAUGCUCGGACAUUGGCCAAAGUUCAAGUGCUAGGACCCAAUUACCUUGGAGAACUACUUGAAGCAAUAGAUCCAAGCAACUUACCAACAUUUCUUGGAGGAAACUGCACCUGUUCAGAUCAUGGAGGCUGUCUUUUUAGCGAUGAAGGACCUUGGAAUGAUCCAGACAUCAAGAAAAAGAUCCAGGAGCCUUCCACAAUCGGAGAUGCUGAUUCAGAGAGUAUGGAUAAAGUCUCAGAAAAUGCUCCAGCCAAUCAAAAAGAAAGUACAGGCAAGAUCAUGAUUACAUUGGAGAAGUAUGCUGCCCUGAAAACUGCUGUCAAGGAUUCCCAGAAGAGAAUUGAAAUGUUGGAGAUAUCACUCCAUGAGACAAAAAAGGUCUUGAAUGGACUCGCGGAGAUCAUUGAACCGAAUCAACCUAUAGACAAAUGCAAACCGGUUUAGAACGUAAGACAAUAGUCAAGAAAAUGUCCGGUUUAAUGAGCUGAAAUGAUGAUGAUGAUAGUGUGUGGAAUCCUCCGUACUACGGCGAUUAAUGCAAUCAUGUGUAGAGCCAAUCUGUCUCACAUGCAACUGCACGUGUGAUCUCUGCACCACAAAACUUUCAUCUCUCACAUUUAUUUCUCUAUUAAUCUAAUUCCACAGCUCGAUUUGAUCCUCUUCCCGAUGACAAAUGCUUCUUUGAAAUAACAAUAUUUUACUUAGGGAACAAA